AUGCGUGGCUCCCCUUCUCCUGAGGAGUCCUCCUCCCCUGAGGACUUCAUGCUGAGCUCAGUUUGUCCCCCAACAGAGACGCUCAGAAAGACUCUGGAACAGGAUUGCGACAGAACCCUCCCGAUUUUGCCUUCAGACCCAGUUCCAACCCCUACUGUCGAAAAACCUUUUGAAUGCUCACAGUGUGGGAAGAGAUUCAGUCACAGUGGCACUCUUCAGCAACAUCAAAGGACCCACACAGGGGAGAAACCUUUUGCAUGCUCAGAGUGUGGAAAGAGAUUCAGUCGGAGUGGCACUCUUCAACUGCAUCAGAGAACUCACACAGGGGAGAAACCUUUUGAAUGCUCAGAGUGUGGAAAGAGAUUCAGUUGGAGUGGCACUCUUCAGCAACAUCAAAGGACCCACACAGGGGAGAAAACUUUUGCAUGCUCACAGUGUGGAAAGAGAUUCAGUCGGACUGUCCAACUUCAGUUGCAUCAGAGAACCCACACAGGGGAGAAACCUUUUGAAUGCUCACAGUGUGGGAAGAGAUUCAGACAGAGUAGCAAUCUUCAGCAACAUCAAAGGACCCACACAGGGGAGAAACCUUUUGAAUGCUCAGAGUGUGGGAAGAGAUUCAGUCAUAGUGGCACUCUUCAGCAACAUCAAAGGACCCACACAGGGGAGAAACCUUUUGCAUGCUCAGAGUGUGGAAAGAGAUUCAGUCAUAGUGGCCAUCUUCAACAGCAUCAAAGAACCCACACAGGGGAGAAACCUUUUGAAUGCUCACAGUGUGGGAAGAGAUUCAGUCAGCAUGGCACUCUUCAACAACAUCAAAGGACCCACACAGGGGAGAAACCUUUUGAAUGCUCACAGUGUGGAAAGAGAUUCAGUCGGAGUGUCCAACUUCAGUUGCAUCAGAGAACCCACACAGGGGAGAAACCUUUUGAAUGUUCACAGUGUGGGAAGAGAUUCAGACAUAGUGGCAAUCUUCAGCAACAUCAAAGGACCCACACAGGGGAGAAACGUUUUGAAUGCUCACAAUGUGGGAAGAGAUUCAGUCACAGUGGCACUCUUAAACAACAUCAAAGGACCCACACAGGGGAGAAACCUUUUGAAUGCUCACAGUGUGGAAAGAGAUUCAGUCGGAGUGUCCAACUUGAGUUGCAUCAGAGAACCCACACAGGGGAGAAACCUUUUGAAUGCUCACAGUGUGGGAAGAGAUUCAGACAGAAUGGCAAUCUUCAGCAACAUCAAAGGACCCACACAGGGGAGAAACCUUUUGAAUGCUCACAAUGUGGGAAGAGAUUCAAUCACAGUGGCACUCUUAAACAACAUCAAAGCACCCACACAGGGGAGAAACCUUUUGAAUGCUCACAGUGUGGGAAGAGAUUCAGUCAGAGUGGCACUCUUCAACAACAUCAAAGGACCCACACAGGGGAGAAACCUUUUGAAUGCUCACAGUGUGGAAAGAGAUUCAGUCGGAGUGGCCAUCUUCAGCUGCACCAUAGAACCCACAAAGGGAAAAAACCCAAGACGCCAGAUAACGGAGAGCCCACCGAACCGAUUGAAGAGCUGACAGUUCCGAAGGGAGUGACGGUGGUCCGGAGGAAAGCCAAAUCUCCGACGCACUUCUCUACGUUACUGUAUACCCCGACGCAGUGGAAGCCGCGAACCUCGACCGCGUUAAUGGACGAGGCCGCGGGGCACUACACGGCACUGCUGACCGGGACCGGAGCCGAGGGGGAAGAUGCCAGAUCCGGCACGGGCUCGGAGGGGGAGAACGGGCAGCAGCCCCAGAGGGAGACGAAACUCCUACGGGACGAGAUGUUCAUCUGGGCCCAAGAGAUCCACAACGAGGUCCAAGCGAGCCACUUCCAGAUCACUCGGGAGCUGCAGAGGCAGAUGGCCGAACUCUGGGAGCAGCUCGGGGUUGGACCCAGAGAGAACCCACAAGACCCCCCGGCGGAUGUCCCGAGAGAGGAGCCAGCAGAACCACCGAGGGGGGAAGACAAGACAUAUAGGAAGUACUUCAAAAAUAGAUUACAGCUACUUGUGCACCAAAGCGUACACAGAGGCAAGAAACCUUCUGAAUGUUCAAAGUGUGGGAAGAGAUUAGGUGACAGUGGCCCUCUUCAACGGCAUCAAAGAACACACAAAGGGGAGAAACCUUUUGAAUGCUCACAGUGUGGAAAGAGAUUCAGUCGGAGUUGCCAUCUUCAGCAACAUCAGAGAACCCACACAGGGGAGAAACCUUUUGAAUGCUCACAGUGUGGGAAGAGAUUCAGACAGAGUAGCAGUCUUCAGCAACAUCAAAGGACCCACACAGGGGAGAAACCUUUUGAAUGCUCAGAGUGUGGAAAGAGAUUCAGUCACAGUGGCAAUCUUCAGCAACAUCAGAGGACCCACACAGGGGAGAAACCUUUUGAGUGCUCAGAGUGUGGAAAGAGAUUCAGUCACAGUGGCACUCUUCAGCAACAUCAGAGGACCCACACAGGGGAGAAACCUUUUGAAUGCUCAGAGUGUGGAAAGAGAUUCAGUCACAGAGGCACUCUUCAGCAACAUCAGAGGGCCCACACAGGGGAGAAACCUUUGGAAUGCUCACAGUGUGGGAAGAGAUUCAGUCAUAGUGGCACUCUUCAGAAACAUCAAAUGACCCACACAGGGGAGAAACCUUUUGAAUGCUCAGAGUGUGGAAAGAGAUUCAGUCACAGUGGCACUCUUCAGCAACAUCAGAGGACCCACACAGGGGAGAAACCUUUGGAAUGCUCACAGUGUGGGAAGAGAUUCAGUCAGAGUGGCACUCUUCAGCAACAUCAAAGGACUCACACAGGGGAGAAACCUUUUGAAUGCUCACAGUGUGGGAAGAGAUUCAGUCAGCGUGGCACUCUUCAGCAACAUCAAAGGACCCACACAGGGGAGAAACCUUUUGAAUGCUCACAGUGUGGAAAGAGAUUCAGUCGGAGUGUCCAACUUCAGUUGCAUCAGAGAACCCACACAGGGGAGAAACCUUUUGAAUGCUCACAGUGUGGGAAGAGAUUCAGACACCGUGGCACUCUUCAGCAACAUCAGAGGACCCACACAGGGAAGAAACCUUUCGAAUGCUCAGAGUGUGGAAAGAGAUUCAGUCACAGUGGCACUCUUCAACAACAUCAAAGGACCCACACAGGGGAGAAACCUUUUGAAUGCUCACAGUGUGGAAAGAGAUUCAGUCGGAGUGUCCAACUUGAGUUGCAUCAGAGAACCCACACAGGGGAGAAACCUUUUGAAUGCUCACAGUGUGGGAAGAGAUUCAGACACAGUGGCAAUCUUCAGCGACAUCAAAGGACCCACACAGGGGAGAAACCUUUUGAAUGCUCACAGUGUGGGAAGAGAUUUAGUCGGAGUGGCACUCUUCAGCAACAUCAGAGGACCCACACAGGGAAGAAACCUUUCGAAUGCUCAGAGUGUGGAAAGAGAUUCAGUCAGAGUGGCAAUCUUCAGCAACAUCAAAGGACCCACACAGGGGAGAAACCUCUUGAAUGCUCAGAGUGUGGAAAGAGAUUCAGUCGGAGUGGCCAUCUUCAGCUGCACCAUCAUCAGAGAACCCACACAGGGGAAAAACCUUUUGAAUGUUCAGAGUGUGGAAGGAGAUUCAGUCGGAGUGGCCAUCUUCAGCUGCAUCAGAGAACCCACACAGGGGAGAAACCUUUUGAAUGCUCAGAGUGUGGAAAGAGAUUCAGUGAAGGUGGCACUCUAAAGGUGCAUCAAAGGACCCACACAGGGGAGAAACCUUUUGAAUGCUCAGAGUGUGGAAAGAGAUUCAGUCACAGUGGCACUCUAAAGCUGCAUCAAAGGACCCACACAGGGGAGAAACCUUUUGCAUGCUCACAGUGUGGAAAGAGAUUCAGUCGGAGUGCCCAACUUCAGGUGCAUCAGAGAACCCACACAGGGGAGAAACCUUUUGAAUGCUCACAGUGUGGGAAGAGAUUCAGUCAGAGUGGCAAUCUUCAGCAACAUCAAAGGACCCACACAGGGGAGAAACCUUUUGAAUGCUCACAGGGUGGAAAGAGAUUCAGUCACAGUGACCAUCUUCAACAGCAUCAAAGAACCCACACAGGGGAGAAACCUUUUGCAUGCUCACAGUGUGGAAAGAGAUUCAGUCACAGUGGCACUCUAAAGCUGCAUCAGAGAACCCACACAGGGGAGAAACCUUUUGAAUGCUCAGAGUGUGGAAAGAGAUUCAGUGAAGGUGGCACUCUAAAGCUGCAUCAGAGAACCCACACAGGGGAGAAGCCUUUUGAAUGCUCACAGUGUGGAAGGAGAUUCAGUCGGAGUGCCCAUCUUCAGUUGCAUCAGAGAAUCCACACAGGGGAGAAACCUUUUGAAUGCUCACAGUGUGGGAAGAGAUUCAGACAGAGUGGCAAUCUUCAGCAACAUCAAAGGACCCACACAGGGGAGAAACCUUUUGCAUGCUCACAGUGUGGAAAGAGAUUCAGUCACAGUGGCACUCUAAAGCUGCAUCAGAGAACCCACACAGGGGAAAAACCUUUUGAAUGCUCAGAGUGUGGAAAGAGGUUCAGUGAAGGUGGCACUCUAAAGCUGCAUCAGAGAACCCACACAGGGGAAAAACCUUUUGAAUGCUCAGAGUGUGGAAGGAGAUUCAGUCGGAGUGGCCAUCUUGAACUGCAUCAAAGAACCCACACAGGAGAGAAACCUUUUGAAUGCUCACAGUGUGGGAAGAGAUUCAGUCAGAGUGGCAGUCUUCAGCAACAUCGAAGGACCCACACAGGGGAGAAACCUUUUGCAUGCUCACAGUGUAGAAAGAGAUUCAGUCGGAGUGCCCAACUUCAGUUGCAUCAGAGAACCCACACAGGGGAGAAACCUUUUGAAUGCUCACAGUGUGGGAAGAGAUUCAGACAGAGUGGCAAUCUUCAGCAACAUCAAAGGACCCAUACAGGGGAGAAACCUUUUGAAUGCUCACAGUGUGGGAAGAGAUUCAGUCAGAGUGGCACUCUUCAGCAACAUCAAAGGACCCACACAGGGGAGAAACCUGUUGAAUGCUCACAGGGUGGAAAGAGAUUCAGUCACAGUGGCCAUCUUCAACAGCAUCAAGGAACCCACACAGGGGAAAAACCUUUUGAAUGCUCAGAGUGUGGAAAGAGAUUCAGUGAAGGUGGCACUCUAAAGCUGCAUCAGAGAAACCACACAGGGGAAAAACAUUUUGAAUGCUCAGAGUGUGGAAGGAGAUUCAGUCGGAGUGGCCAUCUUGAACUGCAUCAAAGAACCCACACAGGAGAGAAACCUUUUGAAUGCUCACAGUGUGGGAAGAGAUUCAGUCAGAGUAGCAGUCUUCAGCAACAUCAAAGGACCCACACAGGGGAGAAACCUUUUGCAUGCUCACAGUGUGGAAAGAGAUUCAGUCGGAGUGCCCAACUUCAGUUGCAUCAGAGAACCCAUACAGGGGAGAAACCUUUUGAAUGCUCACAGUGUGGGAAGAGAUUCAGACAGAGUGGCAAUCUUCAGCAACAUCAAAGGACCCAUACAGGGGAAAAACCUUUUGAAUGCUCAGAGUGUGGAAAGAGAUUCAGUCAGAGUGGCACUCUUCAGCAACAUCAAAGGACCCACACAGGGGAGAAACCUUUUGAAUGCUCACAGUGUGGGAAGAGAUUCAGUCAGAGUGGCACUCUUCAACAACAUCAAAGGACCCACACAGGGGAGAAACCUUUUGAAUGCUCACAGUGUGGAAAGAGAUUCAGCUCGGCUGGCACUCUUCAACGGCAUCAGAGAACCCACACCGGGGAGAAACCUUUUGAAUGUUUAAAAUGUGGAAAGAGAUUCAGUCAGAGUGGCACUCUAAAAUGCCAUGAAAGAACCCACACAGGGGAGAAAGGUUUUGAAUUCCCCUUUUCCUUUGAGGAGGUGUCUGUCUGUUUCACCGUAGCAGAAUGGGACCUGCUGGAUCCGGACCAGAAAACUCUCUACAGGGAAGUCAUGCGGGAGAACUAUCUGAGCGUCAUCUCUCUGGGUAAGGAGGAUCUCCCACAAGUGCCAGAGGUGUGA
Molecule: messenger RNA, 6021 nt
Organism: Heteronotia binoei (common prickly gecko)
Lineage: Eukaryota; Metazoa; Chordata; Lepidosauria; Squamata; Gekkonidae
Product: zinc finger protein 208-like
Exons: 8
Coding region: 1-6021 (2006 amino acids)
Biological process (GO): regulation of transcription by RNA polymerase II
Cellular component (GO): nucleus
Molecular function (GO): RNA polymerase II cis-regulatory region sequence-specific DNA binding; DNA-binding transcription activator activity, RNA polymerase II-specific
Source: RefSeq, a predicted model, not a curated record